This is a messenger RNA of Limanda limanda (common dab), 879 nucleotides long. Its product is annotated as RNA-binding Raly-like protein. Lineage: Eukaryota; Metazoa; Chordata; Actinopteri; Pleuronectiformes; Pleuronectidae. The transcript has 7 exons. Bases 1 to 879 code for a protein of 292 amino acids. The record is from RefSeq and is a predicted model, not a curated record. Gene Ontology annotation, cellular component: nucleus. Gene Ontology annotation, molecular function: RNA binding.
AUGACUGGGAAGACCCAGACCAGCAACGUGACCAACAAGAAUGACCCACGCUCCCUCAACUCCCGCGUCUUCAUCGGCAACCUCAACACAGCUGUGGUGACCAAGGGCGACAUCGAGGCCAUCUUCGCCAAGUACGGGAAGAUUUUCGGCUGCUCGGUGCACAAGGGCUACGCCUUCGUCCAGUACGCCAGCGAGAGGAACGCCAGGGUGGCCGUGGCCGGGGAGAACACCAGGGUCAUCGCCGGACAAUCACUAGACAUCAACAUGGCAGGAGAGCCAAAACCAUACAGGCCCAAGUUGGGCACCAAGAGGCCUCUCUCGUCGCUCUACAGUGGCUAUGAGUUUGACUAUGACUACUACAGAGACGAUUUCUACAGCAGACUCUUUGAGUUUCACGGCCGUGUCGCCCCCCCGACCCGAGCUGUGAUCCCCAUCAAACGUUCACGACUACUCGUCCCCUCCACGCGCAGAGCCAAAUCCUCCUUUACAGUCAGAGCCUGUUCCUCUUCCUCUUCCUCCUCCUCGUCCUCCUCCAGAGCACUCCACGCCGUCUCUUCCGUCACGGCCCCUAAACUGAAGACGGACCAGCUCGUAACAAUCAAAAGGGAGCUGUCACAGAUCAAGACCAAGAUCGACUCCCUGCUGGGAAGGCUGGAGAAGAUUGAGCGGCAACAUCGCUUUGACGCCGAGAUGCAGAGGAAACAAGAGGAGAUGUGUGAAUGUCUCCAUGGUGAUGCGCUGGACCACUCUGGUGGUGAGGAAGCGGAUGGGAGAGCCGAAGUGGAGGCGGGGGAGAUGACGGACGGUGGUGAAGAUGACUUUGAAGAUGAAGGCACCAGCGACAUGAUAGAGAACCACAUAUCAGAUAUUGACAACUGA